This is a messenger RNA of Colletotrichum spaethianum, 978 nucleotides long. RefSeq names its product putative sterigmatocystin biosynthesis P450 monooxygenase STCB. The record is from RefSeq and is a predicted model, not a curated record. The transcript has 2 exons. Bases 1 to 978 code for a protein of 325 amino acids. Lineage: Eukaryota; Fungi; Ascomycota; Sordariomycetes; Glomerellales; Glomerellaceae.
AUGAAGAUGGGCCAUUCUGCUUCUCUACUUGAGGAAAUCGAGAUGGAUGAGGAAGAGCGCUUCUCAGCGGCGACGAUCGCGAAGUUUCAGAACGACCCGGCUUUCUACAAGAAGUUCGCGCAGACCCUGGAGAUGGAUUCAAACAUCAAGUUUGCCAUUUCUCUUAUUGCCGGCAGCCCCCAGCAGGCAUGGGCACUAGGGAAGACGAAGGAGUUUAUGGCGGCGAUGCUGAGGGGCAAUGAGGAGCUCUGCAGGCAGCUGAUACCCGAUUUUCCCCUUGGUUGCAAGCGACUUACUCCUGCGCCUGGGUAUCUCGAGUCUUUCCACGACCCUAGGGUUUCUCUUCACACUGAUGCUAUCAAGCGCUUCGUUCCUCAGGGCAUAGUACUGGCAAAUGACGAGGUCUUAGAGGUCGAUGCUAUCAUCUGUGCCACCGGCUUCGAUUCUUCGUUUCGCCCGGCUUUCCCGCUUGUUGGUCGACAGGGCAACUUGCAGGACGUCUGGUCUGAGCAAAUACCAAAGGCCUACAUGUCCCUUGCCGUUGCAGGCCUGCCCAACUACUUUAAGUUCCUAGGCCCCAACGCUCCCGUUGUACAAGGCGAUGUUUUUACACUGAGCGAGCACAUCGCCACCUACAUCGCCAACACGAUCCACAAGUGCCAGACACAGGGCAUCCGGUCCAUCGUCCCGUCGGAAGCCGCCGUCGAGGACUACUUCGAGCACAUCACUGCCGUCAUGCCGCGUACCGUCUUCGCGGGCGGAUGCAGGUCCUGGUACAAGCAGGGCGAGGUCGACGGCCCCGUGACAGGGCUGUACCCUGGAAGCCGGAUGCACUUCAUCCGCCUGCUGGAGCACUUCAGGGGCGAGGACUGGGAGUACACGUACGAGAACGCGAGGCAGAACCGGUUCGCGUAUCUGGGCAACGGCUUCACUGCGCCGGAGAUGGCGAUGCUCAAGGCUGGAGCGCCCGGUUCGUAA